Brienomyrus brachyistius is the source of this 5070-nucleotide messenger RNA. RefSeq names its product dnaJ homolog subfamily C member 14-like. The record is from RefSeq and is a predicted model, not a curated record. The transcript is spliced from 7 exons. Bases 435 to 2474 code for a protein of 679 amino acids. NCBI's taxonomy places the organism in Eukaryota, Metazoa, Chordata, Actinopteri, Osteoglossiformes, Mormyridae. Gene Ontology annotation, molecular function: dopamine receptor binding.
CUUCCGCCCCUCACUGCCAGGGAACCGGCCGGGGGGGCGCUGCGCUGCUUACCGGGAAGUGAACAAAAACAAGCGAGGAGCAGCGAUCGCUACCGGGAACAGAACGCGGAGGGGCAGAACCGCGAGCUUAUGAUGAACCAUGCAGGUUUGGGCGAUUCGGAGGGACAUGAGGGCACUGGAAGGAGCGGCCCGGGAUGGAAGUGCCUUGUGGUGUGGGCGUGAAUGCACAGGAGAUGGAAAAUGGACUCAGGAGGGCAGGUAGUGGUGACCGCAGACAAGGAGAAAGCCUACACCAGGAGUAUCACUGUAAACCUGAUUCAGCCUCAAACUUAAGGACGGUUGAAGGUUUCAUGGCCUAAGAUGGACUGUCGGCACCCCCUGUGAAGAAAGUAAGGACAUGCAACACCCUGAAGGAGUACUGGCAGGACCAGGAGAUGAUCGAAGGGCAGGUGGAGAUUAAGAUGAAUUUUGAGCCUAUGUUGGCUGAGUUGUUAGAUGUUAAACUAGGGGAGAUGCUUGAACAGACCACGUCAGAUUUUGACAUCCCUUUGUCCUCUUCGUCAUCCCAUUUGGUCAAUGGAGUCGUACAUGGUGAUUGUGGGAAGGGAUGCUGGCAUCAUGUUUCAGGGGAAGGAAGACCAGACAGUCUUGACCUUAGCUCUUCUUCUCUGGAGACUUGUCUGCAAGAAGGAGGAAGCACGUUGGGUUUUGGAAACCCAGAGGAGGACGAGAUGGCCGCAAGGGAAGAGGAGAGUGGUAGAUUUUUUGGCCUUAGUGACUGGGGGAAAUUAGGCCAAGGUGCAGAUGAGAGGGAGGAGGACCAGAAGGGUGAAGGGAACGAUGGUGGGGGUUCAAGGACAUGCAAGGAUUCAGGGGCGCAACGAUUUGGGGACAGAAAGAGAGUCCAGGUCCGUGGUGGCAAGACGGCCGCAUUGGGAGAGCGGGACCUGAGUCAUCAGCAGCACUCGUUCUCGUUUUCGAAACCACCGUCUUCCGGAGGACGACACCGGCAAGCCAGGAGGCGGACCAACCACCACCACCACGGCAGAUCUGAUGGCUCUGCUCUGUCCCGUCUCUCCCGGAGCUGCCGCAAGCUGCUGUCUGAGUCCCUGUGCCCAUGGUGCUUGACUUAUGUGCGCAUGGUGGUGGAGCUCAUCGUUUUGGUGGCCCACCACUGUGGCGAAGUGGUGGAAGGUGCCGGGGUUGCGCUCUACCUUUCAGGUGGCCGGCUGCUCUGCAAGGCCACAGACCUGUCCGCCGUGAAGGCGGAGGCCUGUCAUUUGCUGCAUAGGGUGACCUCCGCUGGAGUGACUUUUGCAACCUGGACUACAAAGAUGGCAGCACAUGGCUAUGGGAUAUGGCUUUUCUUUCUCAGGGUUCUGAAGUUUGCCUUGCUCCUGGGCACUGGGUGGGUGAGAGGCUUCCUGGGGAAGGUAGUUUCGGAGAGGAACUGCCGGUGGUGGGAUUCACUUUGGUGCUCGACAGCUUGGGCAUGGAUGGUGAAGAUAUGGGGCAAAGCCCAGACAGCUAUGGGGAGGACUGGCCUUCCAGAACCACCUUUUAUUCCCAAGCCUCCCAAUGACUCAGGGAGAAGUUACCCUGAACAUGAGCUGGAGCGCCUACUUGCAUUAGCAGAGGUUCCCGAAGAUCAGCUGGAUCCAUUUGUCGUACUGGGAGUAGAAGCCGACGCCACAGAUCCUGAGCUGAAGAGAGCCUACAGGCAACUGGCUGUUCUCGUUCAUCCAGACAAGAACAAGCACCCAUCUGCUGGAGAGGCCUUUAAGGUCUUGAGAGCAGCCUGGGAUAUUGUUAGCUGCCCAGAAAUGCGCAGGGAGUACCAAAUGAAGCGCAUGGCAGAAACUGAGCUGUCUAAGUCCAUGAAGGAAUUUCUCACCAAGCUUCAAGAUGACCUGAAGGAGGCCAUGAACGCCAUGUUGUGCACAAGAUGCAAGGGCAAACACAGGAGGUUCGAAAUGGAGAGGGAUCCCAGCCAGGCCAGGUUCUGCGCUGAGUGCAACAAGCAUCACGGUGUAGAAGAUGGUGACCUCUGGGCCGAGUCCAGCAUGCUGGGAUUGCGUAUAACCUACUUCGCCUUCAUAGACGGGAAGGUGUACGACAUCACGGAAUGGGCCGGUUGCCAGCGGAUUGGAAUUUCUCCUGAUACUCAUCGCGUGCCCUACCACAUCUCCUUCAGCUCGAAGCACGCCACUGGUGCUACACGCCAGAAGGCUUCUUCUGAGCCACCUCCUGGGCCAAGCUCUCCCGGCGACUUUUGGGAUUUCUGCAGUCGCAUUUUCCAGGGAACAGUUCCUAACGGCACCACAAACGGUGGAGGCUACCAGCCCAAUGGUUCAAACACCUCUUUUCCGACCUCUGCAUCACAAACGGGACCCUUUGGCCCAGGCGGGCCCAGGGCUGAGGGUCCCAAGCCUUCCCGCAGGAGAAAGAAAGUGCGCAGGCCAUUCCAGCACUGAGCAUAGUUGAACAACUGAUGUUUUAUCCCUUAGUAGCCUCUGCAUUUGCCCUCCACACCUCGAUCCAUUUACGAGAAGGUUCUCGGACAAGGCUACUGACACUUAGAUGGAGGGGAAGGGAUAGUUUGAUCUGUUUGUUUUUGUUGCAUUUUUUUGUUGUGAAAUGGAAAUGUAGCCCAUAUGAUCCUAAAGCUCAAAGGCACAGUUGGAGGCAAGGAGCCUUUGAUGCUCAGAACCAUAACUUGACACUCAGAGAAUGACUGAAGGUGGUCUCAGACGGACCUGGCAAAUGAGCUGUCAUGAAUUCCACUGAAUGAAGGCUACCUGCUUCAUGUAAAUAUGGAUCGGGGUUGGUCAAAUUGUGUUACGGAAGGAUACUUCAGAAGGUUUCCCUUAAUAGCACCUGCGCUGCUUCCUUCCUUGUCAAAUCUGACUCAUGGUCCAUCAUGUCUGCUUCCCUAUUGGUUGAGAUAUAGGUUGAGAUAUAUCAAUGAGGACAUGUGAUGACAAUUGCACUUGUUUCGUUUGGUUCUCAUAUUUUGAAGUUUAAAUGUGUUCAGUGAAAGCAAUCUUGAGUAUAACCACCUUGCCUUUUUGCUCUGUAAAAAUCCUUAAACGUAGGAGAAACUUCAGAAGAUUCAUCGCCCUGUGGGAAAUUCAAAGAUCUGGACAUUAACGUCUGACUUGAAGCAAUAUGUGUUUUGUAAAAUCGUUUGUGUUGUUUUUAGUGCAGAAAUAUGUGAUAGAUAACUGAUCAUGCGCAUUUCCUAGAAUGUUCUGUGUGUCAGUGUAGAAGGGUAUUGAUGAAAUUCAUGGGAUACGUAUGGAGUAAAUACAAAUUCUUAAAUAUUUUAACUAAUGCAGUUGUCCUAUUUGUACCCAAUGAUACUUUUUGAUGAAGUUUUAACAUUGAUUUAUUUUAAGACAAAGAUUGCACCUCCUUAGACUGAAACAAUCUCUAGGUUACUUUGGAUGAAUCUAACGUGCUCCUGGCCCAAUGGCUUUAUUGGGAAUAUUGUGAUUAUGUAGUGAUUCAAGAGAAUUACUCUGACUAUAGCUUUCCUGUACCCUACUGGUCCAACUGAUGAUUCUAGGUAGGAGUUUGAGAUCGGUAGCUAGUUUUAGGGAAUUUUAACUGGACAUUGAUUUUGCUGUCGGGCUCCAUGUGCCUUCUUGAAGUCUGUUCACUGCAGUCUGUUUUUAUCAUUUUUAUCAAUCAACCCAUGCCUUCCCUGAACUCCUAUAAAGUGAAUUGUACAUUUAGCUCUGACUGGGGAUCAGUUUCAGUCCUGGCUGUGGCAGAGUGACGGAUAACAAUAGUUUCAAUGCUGUUCCCUUAAAUGGGUUAAAUCAGCCGGUUAAAAUAAGUGGAUUUAUACUGUUUUUUUAGUAACUUAUCUAUUAAUUAAGUAGAUUCAUAGACUAUUCCCUUCCCUGAUGGCUUGCAGUAUUUAAUGUUGUGAUUUCUGUAUUUUCAGUGGAGGGGAAGUUUAUUUUUCAGCAAUAUGGGACCACCUCCCUUGUUAAUAUGUUGGUGAUUUUUACUUUUGGAGAGAAUGAAAUGGUUGAUCUGAAGUAAUCGCAAAGGAAAAGACCAACCCAUAUAUGCAAAAACACUUAAACUGUUGGUGUCUGGAAAAAAAAAUUAUUUAGAAAAAUAAUAUGAAACCUUUGACACGUCAUUUUAUGAAGUUUUUGUUUUAAUAAUAUCUUUGCCGCAGGUGGGAGUCUAGAAUGUAUCAGUGCUGAGGGGAGGCUACGAUUUUUACUUUUUGUGAACUUUGGCUGCUAGACUAAUCGUAAAAAGAACAAAUUCUCAACAGUUUGUUUUACUUGUCAAACUUAUCACGACACUGAAGACCGUGAGCAACACCUCUUCCUUGACCUCAAUCCACCUUUUCAUUACUGUGCUAAAAAUUUCUGCUUCUCAUGAAUUUAUACCCCUGCGAUGGGCUGGCCCCCUAUCCAGGGUUGUUCCCUGCCUCGUGCCCAUUGCUUCCGGGAUAGGCUCCGGACCCCCCGCGCCCCAGUAGGAUAAGCGGUUUGGAAAAUGGAUGGAUGGAUGGAUGGAUGAAUUUAUACCCUAAUCUAUGGCUUGAAGCAGCAGUUAAAGCAGGAAACGCACAAACUCAUCAAGUUUCAUAACGACUGAUCACCAUACAACUGCUGGUGACUCAUCAGAACCCAGUUGACUUCCAUAAUUAAUUCAAAAUCUGCGGUCAGGUGACCUUUAGUCUAAAGGUGCAGUUCCAGGGAGCCACAAAUCAUGACACAGGAAACCACAAAAGGGCACGUUUCUACCCGCACGUUUUUUCUUUCUUUCACAGCACGUGUCAGAGAGAUCCAUGCUAACCCCAUACCCAGGGUCAAGCUCAGAGCUUCCUUAUCAAUGAUGGAAGACAUCCACAUCAUCACUUGGGAACUAGGUUUUUUUUCUAAAGGAUUCCUCUGUUCCACUAGACCUGCGUGACUUACUUUGCAUGUGUUUCCCCAUGUCUGCUGGUAGGUUUGUGUGACACCACAGGCAAAUGAGCACCGAGGUGCAACACCCCCCCCCCCCACUUCCUAUCUACAAAUUAAAACUGUUUACACACUA